AUGAAUUCUCUUUGUGUCAUUUUCGGUCGAUACGAUGUCCUCGUUCAUGAUUUGACAACAGAUUUGUUGAAUCUUCCAAAACUGUCAUCGAAGAGCGAUCCGAAGAUUCGAUUGUGGGCGGUGAAGGUGAAUGGUUAUGUUGCUGACGUCAGAUCCAUGAACAGAGAAGAAGAUCUUACUAAUGGAUACGUGAUGACCAAUCUAGCCUCUAAACUUGGUGCAGGUUUAUACCAAGAGUGGCAGAGAAAGAGAGCUGGUAUUCACAAUGCCAAUUUUGUUCAGUUUGCCGAGUUUCUCAAUGAGAAAGUUGUUGAUUUGCCACCUGAUUUGAUAAGGCCACUCAGUUCUGGUCAUGCUGAAUCCAAAAGGAAUCAAGCUUCAGCGAAAUCAUCUCGUCAGGUUUUAACUCACCAAGCACAAACUUCGGACUCUGCUUCUCAACCCGAAUUGUGUAAGAAGUGCAAUAAAAAACAACGUCCUCUUCAUCAGUGUGCUAGUUUUAAAGCAAAGGAGCAAAGACUCUCGUUUGUGAAAGAUAAUGCAAUUUGCUUUACUUGUUUGGAUUCUUUGAAACACGACUGGAGAGUUUGUGCUAAGAAGAAAACUUGCGGUACGAGGGGGUGUUCUGGUCGUCAUCACCCUUUGUUGCAUCAAUCAAGAGAUUUGGAUUCGGUGUUGAGCACAGCUGCUGCACCAUUUGUUCCUCAACCGCAUAUUCACUCUUCACAUGUCCGCUCAAAUACAUCAGUUAUGUUCAAAAUAGUUCCGAUUAGGCUUCAUGGUCGAGAUAACAGUUUUGUUGACACAUUCGCAUUUCUUGAUGAUGGUUCAUCUUUGACAAUGCUCGAGAAGGAUGUGUUUGAUGAACUGGGUCUACAAGGUGAACCUGAAGAACUGACUCUGCAAUGCACUAAAGGUGUUAUACGUUCAGAGAAUUCUUUGCGGACCAUUCUGGAAGUGUCUGGUGUCAACAAGAAAAAACGUCAUUGUUUAAAAAACGUGUAUACAGUCAAGGAUUUAGACUUUCCUAGUCAAUCAAUCGAUGUAUCUUAUUUGAUGGGUAUGUAUCCUCAUCUCCGUGGACUUCCAUUGAAAGAUCUUCGUCAUGGAAAGGAUAAAGAACCUUGUGCUGUUCAAACACUUCUUGGUUGGAUUGUUUAUGGCAAUGCAAAUUCAACUUCUACUGAAGCUAAUGUUUUUUGCACUCAUCAAGUAUCCAGGCCUACAAUGAAAUUCUUGUUUCAUGACGCAAUUAAACAGGAUGAAAGUUUACAUGAUUUAGUCAAGCGACAUUUUACUACAGAAGAAUUUGGUGUGACGCCCCCAAGGUCAGACUUAGUGAGCCAAGAAGUUCGUCGGGCAAUGGAUAUAAUGGAGCGUUCUCUGAAGAUGGGACCAGACAACCUUGUGCAUUUGCAUGCUGGUCUUUUUAAAUUUCGAGAGAGAGCAAUUGCUGUGAAUGCUGAUGUUAAAGAAAUGUUCCAUCAGAUCAAAAUCGUUGAAGAAGACCAGCAAUGUCAAAGAAUCUUAUGGAGAGAUGGUGACACUUCAAGAAAACCUACGGUGUACAUAAUGGAAGUCAUGAUAUUCGGACCCAGAUGUUCACCAACAUGUGCACAGUUCGUUAAAAAUCACCAUGCCAAUUUGUUUAAAGAAGAAUGCCCAAAAGCUUUGGAUGGACUUACUAAGAGGACUUACGUCGAUGACUACUUCAACAGCCAUGACUCAGUCGAAGAAGCAGUUUCAGUCACCAAAGAUGCUAUUCGUAUCUGCAAGUAA
This is a messenger RNA of Episyrphus balteatus (marmalade hoverfly), 1779 nucleotides long. RefSeq lists its product as uncharacterized. Bases 1 to 1779 code for a protein of 592 amino acids. The transcript has 3 exons. Lineage: Eukaryota; Metazoa; Arthropoda; Insecta; Diptera; Syrphidae. The record is from RefSeq and is a predicted model, not a curated record.